UUUCAGAUAAUUAGUAUGGCAAAUGAAAAACAAGGUGCCUGACAGACAGAAGGUUUUCCUGGAGGAUAACGGUCUGCCGGUUCACAUUAAAGGAGGCUCUACUGAUGUCCUUCUGUACCGUUUGACCAUGACCAUCACAUUAGCAGGCACUGGCUUUUCCUGUUACUGGUUGCUGUUGGCAUGUAUGCCCAAGAGUAAAGCAUAAUAACUUUGAUACUGCAUGAUGCUGUACAAAUCUAUUUCAUUUCAAAUACCUUAAACAAUAAAAAAACACAUAUAUGAAAACUA
This is a messenger RNA of Cyprinus carpio (common carp), 288 nucleotides long. It is a transcript of the gene cox7a1, whose product is annotated as cytochrome c oxidase subunit 7A2, mitochondrial. Gene Ontology annotation, biological process: mitochondrial respirasome assembly; mitochondrial electron transport, cytochrome c to oxygen; regulation of oxidative phosphorylation. The transcript is spliced from 3 exons. The coding region runs from base 23 to 205 and encodes 60 amino acids. NCBI's taxonomy places the organism in Eukaryota, Metazoa, Chordata, Actinopteri, Cypriniformes, Cyprinidae. The record is from RefSeq and is a predicted model, not a curated record.